This is a messenger RNA of Cucurbita maxima (winter squash), 1248 nucleotides long. RefSeq lists its product as uncharacterized. NCBI's taxonomy places the organism in Eukaryota, Viridiplantae, Streptophyta, Magnoliopsida, Cucurbitales, Cucurbitaceae. The transcript has 2 exons. The coding region runs from base 40 to 591 and encodes 183 amino acids. The record is from RefSeq and is a predicted model, not a curated record.
GCGUUUACCCAAACAACCAAAAUUCAAAGAAAAGAAAGAAUGAGUCCGUUUUCAUCUCAAUUCGAAUCUCAGAUUUCUCCUGAAUCCGCCAUUGGAGGGGACCGAGAAGCUCAAAUCCUCCAUUUCCAAUCCGAGUUCAACUCCGCUGACUAUCGUGAUGAGUCGGUUUCUCCGACAGACUGGAACAACACGAAAAUGAAGAAGAAGACGAAGAAGAAGAACCAGAUCUUGCUCGAGGGCUUUGUUGAGGAUUCGGAUGAGGAGAACUUAACGAGGACGAAGAGCUUGACGGACGACGAUCUCGAGGAGCUCAAAGGAUGUGUGGAUCUAGGGUUUGCGUUUUGCUAUGAUGAAAUUCCUGAGCUCUGUAAUACCUUGCCGGCGCUCGAGCUCUGUUAUUCGAUGAGCCAGAAGUUUCUGGAUGAGCACCAGAAGGUUCCGGAACAUUCUCCGCCCGAUUUGGCGGAUUCUGUUUCCAGUCCGAUUCCGAAUUGGAAGAUCUCUAGUCCUGGUGAUCAUCCAGAAGAAGUUAAGGCGAGGCUCAAAUUUUGGGCGCAAGCGGUGGCUUGUACUGUUAGAUUAUGCAACUGAAUAGACUGUUGUGAAUGGAGAUUUUUCAAGAUUGUUAAAGAAGAUGAUCUUGAGCUUGUGUCUAAGUUUGGUCCGAUUUUGAUGAUGAAGGAAGAAAGAAGAAGAAGAAGAUUGUGAAGAAGAAUGUCUCAGGUUUGAGAUGAGGCAAUGAUUGAAUGAAUGAACGAACUUAUGAGUCUGAUUCAAUUCUUUGUAGGUUAAGAAAUUAAUAAAUUGUUCGAAGUAGAAGAACAUUAAGGAAGUGUUCUUUCUCUCAAGAUUUGGUUGCCCGUCGCUGAUUAUGUUUGCUGCUUUGUUAAUUUGGUGACUUUCCAAUUCCUAUCUUAGAUAGUUUAGUGGGUUUUAUGCAGUGGUGAGAGCCCCGUCAGAGCUUCACCAACAGCCUUUUGCUUCACACCUCUGCAUAUGCUCUGAGGUAACUCUAACCUAACUCACAAGAAUAGCUUUGUUUUCAUAUUUUUGUGACUUGUGAGUGCUCAUAAAUGCCAGAUUGUGCUAACUAUCACUUGGGAGCUGUGGGGGAGAGCUGCCUACUUCGUCUGGGUUUAUGAUGGUUAGCCCACGGCUACCUAUAUGACAUGCUUAAUAUGUACGGAAAAGUUUUGUACAAAUAUUUCAUAGCCAUGAAUUUAAAUGUUCAUGAUAAAUUCAUCAAAA